CUCCAGUUUUCCAGGCUAAACAUAUCUAAACACUAUUUCCCACAAUCCAAGUGGGCAUUGUUGUAAUUAUUUGCAGUGACGUAGACCGGAAAUGCUCCCGGGCCAAACAGCUCGUUGUGAGACUGUUGCUCCUGCUGUCCAGUGUUAAAAUGGAGUCUGUUCAUGUUGCUUGUGCCUGGUUGAGCCUCGCACCCCUGUUGGUGUUUGGUGUUCCUCCCAUUUGGACCGAGCCAGAGCAGGUGCACCUCUCCUAUCCAGGAAUGCCAGGUUCUAUGGUAAUGACCUGGACCACCUUCAAUGAGACGGAGAGCAAGGUGGAGUACGGACUUCUGGGAGGUCGGCUCUUUGACAUAUGCGCCAAAGGUGACAGUACUUUGUUUGUGGACUCAGGAGAGGAGAAGAGGAAGAUGUAUAUCCACAGAGUCACUCUCAAAGACCUCAAACCUGCUGCUACUUAUGUCUACCACUGUGGGAGUGAUGAGGGCUGGAGCGACGUGUUCUCCUUCACUGCUCUGAAUGACAGCACUAGCUUCAGUCCCAGGUUUGCUGUGUAUGGUGACCUGGGCAAUGAGAACCCUCAGUCUCUGGCUCGACUGCAAAAGGAGACACAGCUUGGCAUGUACGAUGUCAUCCUUCACGUCGGGGACUUUGCCUACGAUAUGCAUGAGGACAAUGCCAGGAUCGGAGAUGAGUUCAUGAGGCAGAUCCAGUCCAUAGCAGCCUAUGUGCCCUACAUGACCUGUCCAGGCAACCACGAAUCAACAUAUAACUUCUCAAACUACAGGAAUCGCUUCAGCAUGCCAGGCCAGACUGAGAGCCUGUGGUACAGCUGGAACCUGGGGUCAGCGCACAUCAUCUCCUUCUCCACAGAGGUUUAUUUCUACCUCGAAUACGGCCUGGAGCUCCUCUUCAAACAGUACGAGUGGCUGAAGAAAGACUUGGAGGAGGCCAACAAGCCAGAGAACCGAGCAGUGCGUCCGUGGAUCAUCACCAUGGGACACAGACCCAUGUACUGCUCCGACGACGACCAGGACGACUGUACCAACUUCGACUGCCAUGUCAGACUGGGACUCAAUGACACCAAACUGCCAGCUCCUGGUCUAGAGGAUCUGUUUUACCGCUACGGAGUGGAUGUGGAGUUGUGGGCACACGAGCACACAUAUGAGAGGCUUUGGCCCGUCUACGGUGACAAGGUGUACAACGGGAGCAGAUCGCAGCCUUAUGUGAACCCAAAAGCUCCUGUACACAUCAUCACAGGCUCAGCCGGCUGCAGAGAGAAGACGGACAGGUUCAAUCCAAACCCCAAAGAGUGGAGCGCUUUCCGCAGCACAGACUACGGCUACACCCGCAUGCAAGUGGUCAACGCGAGCCACGUUUACUUGGAGCAGGUCUCCGAUGACCAGUAUGGGAAGGUGAUUGACAGCAUAUGGGUGGUGAAGGAAAAGCACGGCUUCUCUGCCUGGUUCUGAAGACUGCCAUGCUUUAAGAACUAAUCAGGAAAUGCUCUUUUUCACACCAAUCAUGCACUGAUGAUGAAAGUUCCUGGUUAUUUAGCUUUUGAAAUUAAUACUAUGUAUGUUAAGAUACGUUUGAAUAAAUUCUACUUUAAAAAAAAAA
This is a messenger RNA of Cottoperca gobio, 1617 nucleotides long. It is a transcript of the gene acp7, whose product is annotated as acid phosphatase 7, tartrate resistant (putative). The transcript has 14 exons. The coding region runs from base 150 to 1469 and encodes 439 amino acids. The record is from RefSeq and is a predicted model, not a curated record. Gene Ontology annotation, molecular function: acid phosphatase activity; metal ion binding. NCBI's taxonomy places the organism in Eukaryota, Metazoa, Chordata, Actinopteri, Perciformes, Bovichtidae.